Effrenium voratum is the source of this 2317-nucleotide messenger RNA. The record is from the annotation of a GenBank genome assembly. Lineage: Eukaryota; Dinophyceae; Suessiales; Symbiodiniaceae.
GAAAGCGCAGCGAUUCCGUCCGUUGCCAUGGCGACCUUGGAGCGGUCUGUGACGCCGCAGCGGAAGCCUUUGCCCGGGGACCAGCUGCAUGUGAUUGGUCAUGGCCCUGCCGUGCUGCUGGAGGCAGUGCUGAGCGGCUCGGACAUCGCGGCGUACAAGGUCCGGUAUCCUGACGGCACCCAGGACAGCGUGGCGCCUGACCAAGCCCUGAUCUGUGAGAAGAAGGACAGGUCAGCGAGCCGUAUGUCCCAAGGCAGUGGCUGUGACUCCCAGGGCUUGGGUCAGGACCGCUCCGAGCGCAACGACCGUGCUGAGCCGCUGAUGCAGCGAGGAGUGUCAGGCUCCUCCCAGCCUCCUCUGUCGGCCAGCCCUCGUGGCCCACGCCAGUUGGAGUACUUGGGCCGCGCCUUCGACGAUGAGAGGCGGAGCAUCGCUACGCCUUCCGCCACCUUCUCUUUGGUUGCGACGAUGGUGGGUGGCGGUGUGCUGUCACUCCCUUUUGCGAUGAGCCAGUGUGGCCUGGUCUUGGGAACUGGCUGCCUCAUGCUCUCAGCGGUUGGCAGUGCAUGGACACUUUCUAUGCUCGUGGACUGCGCGCGCGCCACGGGCCGUGACAGCUUUGAGUUGGUUGGCCAUGCUGCAUACGGUGAGUUCAGCCGCAAGGGCACCAUCGCGCUGGUUUUCAUCAUUUGCUGGCUCACGAAGAUUGCCUACUUCGUGCUGCUGACUGACCUCAUGGUUCCAGUGGCUGAGCUUUGUGUGCCUGCCCUGCAAAGCCUGACGCCUGCGGCUGUGCGCCGCGUGGUCGUUUGCGUCGCUGCGGUGCUUCUCUCUCCCAUGUGCUUCAAGAGCAGCCUUUCCUCCUUGCGCUUCAUGUGCUUUGCCAGCGUGGGCAGCGUGAUUGUGGUGGGCUGCGUGGUGGGUCUUCGCGCCAUCGAAAACUUUGGCAUCGGGCACCAGAUUCAGGUUCAGAUGCCGAACCAUACCAACCGCGUUGUGGAAGUGAGCCCCAGCUACAACCUGUGGCCAGCAGAUUGGGCAAAGGCCUUGUAUGUCUUUCCCACGUUCGGCGUGUCCUUCCUGUGCCACUUCAACGCGCUGCCAACCCACCAAGAGCUUGCCCGACCCACCAGGUCGCGCAUGCGAAGGGUGAUUCUAGUGACGCUGACCCUCACAUCCUUGAUCUACCUCUUCGUGAGCGUUUGUGGCUACCUCUUCGCUGGCUGCUAUACCUGCGGAAACGUGCUGCUGAACUUUUCCUCAGAUGAUAGCCUCAUCACUGUGGCGAGAGCUGCCUUAAGCUUGGUCCUGAUGCUGAACUUCCCGCUGAUUUGCCAGCCCUGCCGCAACGCCCUUUUCCGGCUAUUAAACGGUGCUGGCUGCUUGAAAGCAGCAGAGCCGCCGCAUCAAGAGAGUCAGCAGGACAGCAGUGGCUCCUUCAGCAUGGAGAUUGUGGCCACCUCCGACCCGCAGCUCGCGCUCUCUCCGGAGUCCCGGGAGCCGUCCCGGGAGCCGCCGCGGGAGCCGCGGGAGCCGCGGGAGCCGGCCGUGGGCCUGACGAGGUCCAGGACGCCCCCGGCGUCUCCACCACAAGCACAAGCACAGGUUCAUGUGUACUUGCGCCAGGACACACGGGGAGGACGAGGUCAGCCCAGUGGCCCGGACACAAACGCUGUGCAAGUCUUUGACACGUUCUUGCCCAAGGAGGAGGCCAUGCAGCAGGGUGCCCUCGAGCCCACUAAGCUCCAGAGGAUCGUGAUGACCACACUGCUGCUGGGGACCUCGCUGCUGGUUAGCUGCGUGAUGAGGAGCAUCAUGGUGGUAUGGGCCGUCAUCGGCAGCACAGUGAGCUUCCUCAUCGCCUUUAUUCUGCCAGCCAUGUUCUGGUACAAGGUGGUGGGCCCCACAGCACGGCCCUGGCGCCGGCACAUGGCCCUGGCGCUGGUGGCCUUCUGCACGGUGAUGUCUUGCAUUUGCUUUGUCCUGGCCUGUUUGAAUUUGGACGAGCCACCCUGCCCAACCAAAGGCCUCACUGCCAGGCAGCAAGAGGCUUGACAGAGCAACUCAAAGUUUUAUCGUUUCAUUUUGCAUGCAGCCAGUGGCAUUGACGACGGCACAUUUCAAAACAAUCAACUCUGGGUGUCCGUGGGAAACGCCCAGCUGCUGUCUCGUCAUGCCAGCUGCGGGGGAGGGGUCAAAGAGACCCGAGCAGACUCAACUGAAGAGUCCCAGUUGCGAGUGGCUGCAACUUUUGCGCCUGUAAGUUCGCGGGUGAUCCCCUCUGAGCGCUGCAAGCCAUGGGUGUUUGAAAGGGCCA